Messenger RNA from Colletotrichum karsti, 2700 nucleotides. Its product is annotated as k+ homeostasis protein kha1. Gene Ontology annotation, cellular component: membrane. The transcript is spliced from 2 exons. The record is from RefSeq and is a predicted model, not a curated record. The coding region runs from base 1 to 2700 and encodes 899 amino acids. Gene Ontology annotation, biological process: proton transmembrane transport. Gene Ontology annotation, molecular function: antiporter activity. NCBI's taxonomy places the organism in Eukaryota, Fungi, Ascomycota, Sordariomycetes, Glomerellales, Glomerellaceae.
AUGUCGACAACAGCAACCGGGACGAUGUCGCCAACGCCGACGCCCACCGGCGACAGGGCGCCGUCGCAGGGCGGCAUCUUCGAGGGCAUGAACCCGUCGGUCUUCAAUCCUGCAGACCCGAUAAUUAUGUUCAUCAUCCAGGCGACGAUUGUCAUCACCUUGACCAGACUGCUGUACUGGCCUUUGUCCAAGAUUCGUGAACCAAGGGUCAUUGCGGAGGUCAUCGCAGGUAUUCUUCUUGGUCCAUCUGUGCUCGGUCGCAUUCCCGGCUUCACUGCAGCCAUAUUCCCUCCGAAUUCCAUGCCACCAUUUCGACUGGCGGCCAACAUCGGCCUCGUCCUGUUUCUCUUCCUCGUCGGUCUCGAGAUCAACCUUUCAUACCUUCUCAGCAAUUGGCGCACCGCGAUCAGUGUCGCAACUCUUGACAUGGCGAUUCCUUUCGGGCUCGGUGUCGCCGUCGCUUACGGGUUGUACAACGAGUUCGGCAAUGAGCCUGGAAUCGCUCCCAUCUCAUUCGGAGUCUUCGCGCUUUUCAUCGGGGUGGCCAUGGCUAUCACUGCAUUCCCAGUUCUCUGUCGAAUUUUGACUUCCCUCAAACUUCUCAACACUACGGUCGGCGUCAUCGUUCUCACGUCUGGCAUUGCAAAUGAUGUCGUAGGCUGGGUUCUUCUGGCUCUGUGUGUUACCCUGGUCAACUCUGGCGCCGGCGUUACUGCGGUAUGGAUCUUGCUUGUCUCUGUGGGAUUCGCAUUAUUCCUGGGCUUCGCAGUACGGCCAGCGUUCAUGUGGGUUCUGCGCGGGACGAAAAGUCUGGAGAACGGUCCUACUCAAGGAGUCGUGGCCCUGACCCUCCUUCUUGUCUUGGCUUCCGCGUUCUUCACGAGCAUCAUUGGAGUUCACUCCAUCUUCGGCGCAUUCAUGGUCGGCCUCAUGUGCCCUCACGAAGGAGGCUUUGCCAUCAAACUGACUGAGAAGAUCGAAGAUCUGAUCUCGACCUUGUUUGUGCCACUGUUCUUUGCGUUGUCUGGUAUCAACACCAACCUCGGCUUAUUGGACAGUGGCCGCACAUGGGGGUACGUGGUGGCCAUUAUUUUCGUGGCUUUCUUUAGCAAGGUGAUUGGAGGUACUGCUGGAGCUCGGAUGAACGGUCUUGUCUGGCGAGAAUCCUUCACGAUCGGUACGCUCAUGUCGUGCAAGGGACUUGUUGAGCUUAUUGUCUUGAACAUCGGCUUGCAGGCAAAGAUUCUCAGCACCAGGACUUUCACCAUGUUUGUCGUCAUGGCGCUCGUCACAACCUUCGCCACCUCCCCUCUCGUUAUGUGGCUGUACCCUCCGUCGUAUCAACAGAAGUUGGAUUUGUGGAAGAGAGGAAAGAUCAACUGGGACGGUACACCUAUCCUGCACGAAGGACUUGAUGGUGAGGUCGAAGACGAGCAGAAGGAAGUCGCCAGCAAGGUAUUAGUUUACCUUCGCACCGAUGGUCUUUCUAGUUUGAUGUCUACCAUCUCAAUGUUCACCAGCGGGCAGUCGUCGUCUCAUUCAAAGAGCUCAUCUCUUGACGUUCAUGGACAACGCAGCGGUGAGAAAGGCCUUGUCGACCACGCGGCGGUUGUUCCGGAAGUAGAGCCGCUGCACCAAGAGCUCCUGCGAUUCCAUGGUUGUCGAUUGGUCGGUCUCAGCGAGCGGAAUUCCUCUGUCAUGAAGGUCUCGGAGAUCGAGGACUACGCCGGACAUGACCCUAUCAUCAAAGCCUUCGGUACAUCUGCCAAUAACACUUCCAGGGAUGUUGUGAUUUCCGGACAGAUCGCCGUCGUACCCGAGGAUUCCUUCGCUGAUACGCUGGCUACGGAGGCCAACAAGCUCAGCACCGACCUCAUCCUGGUUCCCUGGAGUGAAACUGGCACGAUUUCCGAGCUUCCCUCAUUCUACAGCGCCACCACUCGCGGAGACCCAAUCACCAGCGGCGACUUUUCCAAUCUCAUGUGCAGUAUCUUUGACGAAGCCAAGCACGUCUCAGCAGUCGCGACCUUCAUCGACGCAACGCUCUUCGACAAAUCAACCACUUCAGAAACCGCCAGAAAACCUCGACAACUCCAACGACAUGUCUCCGGCGUCAGCCUCACCGAGCUCCAAGACCCUUCCGCAGCCAGGUUCUUUUCCGCCGAACGCCGUGGCAAGAAAUCCAUCCGUGUCCUCUACACCGGUGCCGAGGACGAUCUGUUCGGCGUCAGACUUGGAAUCCAGCUGGCUCAGAAUGAGAACCUCGAAGUAACCAUCGUUGAGGCCGCAGACCCUGAUGCAUCUGCGAACAUGAAGUACGUACGCAUCAAGGCCAACGUCCACGAUGAAAUCGCCAAUCGUAUUCUUUAUCACACACUCAACGUCAAGAGGGAUAUCCCGACCUCGUCGAUCAUUUCAGACCUUCUGUCUCUGGGAAAUGGCGACAAGAGAGCAACCACAUUCGUCAUCGGCCGUUCCGCGACAGCGUCACAGUCUGCCAGUAUUGACUUGGACGGGUCAUCAAGUAUCGUUGACCCGCAGAAGACUCUCGGGUCUACGGCAGCCCAACUCGUUUCCGAGAUCAAGAAGAAGAGCGUUUCCGACGUUAGUGUGAUGGUUGUGCAGGGGAGGCAUCAACAGAGGGAGACGCAGACGCUUCACAGAAAACCAAGCACGUAUUCCCACGCGAGUAAGGAGUAG